AGUAUUUUCUGUAACUUCAUGUUCAAACAUUACAGGUAACUGAUUACUACUUUGCUCCAUGUUUCCUGAAACAAACACCACCAGAUGAUUUGUUAUCUUCAGAACGCUUACCUGAAAAUAGGAGGUCGACCAGUAAACUAUGCUUGACAACAAAAUUACAAUUUCUACAUGCAGCUGUUUUCAACAAACUCCUUGCAGCUUGUAUCAAUAAAUGGCAGCUAUCAAAAAAAGAUGGAAAAUACUUGGUUUACCGUGGAUGUGCUAUAUUUGAUCUUGAACAAAACCAUACACUUUAUGUGUAUUUUUUCAAUCAUGUUAUUCAAAUAUGGCUCACAAAAUACAGCACAAAAAAGGAAAAGCCUAGCCAAUCUGUAUGUAUUGAUGUUUACACAUUCCUCUUAGACCGGCUCACCAACUGUUUGAAACGGUCUGGUGACCUAAAGGUGUUAUUCAAAUGUUCGUCUUCAAAGCAUAAUUCAAUUGAAAACAUGUUCUCAAAAGAUGAACUGUCAGAAAAGUCAGAAGUUGUAUGCAAAUGCACGACAGAAGAGCAUGUGUUUCAAACGAAGGAGCUUACAGAGUAUUGGCUCAAUACAAAAAUGUUUCAAAAGAGUUCCUGUAUCUUUGAUGGCCGAUUGAUGCUAUUGCAAAACCAUGAAAUAAUCAUCUUGGAAUCAUCAUUAAAUGAAGAGCCUACAGGAAAAGGCAAAGUAUAUCUUUGCAACAAUCAGGAAAUAUUUGGAAUUCCUGUUGCCGUGAAGAAGAUUAAAACAAAAUGUGAUCCAAAAAUUGAAAGUCAAGUCAGAAGGGAGAAGAUAGCAUGCAGACUCAUGAACCCAUUCAUACUCCCUCUCCUAGCUGCUGUUGAAAAAUCAAAAGAGGAAGUUUGGUUAAUAUCUCCUUAUUGUGAAAACGGUGAUCUCCAUGAUGCAAUUGCAAGAGGUAAAGAUCAGAACAGUACAGAUGAGAUAAACAUAAAUAAGCAGGCUACAAGAGUGAAGAUUUUACUGCAAAUUGCGCUAGCAAUACAGUAUAUUCACACCCCUGUCCAGAAUGUCAGAGGUCCAAUUUUACAUCAAGACAUAACGUCUAAAAAUGUUGUCCUGGAUAAAUAUCUAAAUGCACGCCUUAUCAACUUUGGUUUGGCCAAAGAAAAAGACGACAGUCCUUAUGUAGGUGAUUGGAAAGGUGCCAAAGAAUACAAUGACAUUCAUAGCUUUGGGAUCAUUAUUCGAGAUAUGUUGACUAGCCUUGAACUUCAAGAAGAUGAUCAUUUCCUAAUGGAAAAGAAUCAGAUAGAAGAAAGACUUGAUGCAAAGGUUUGGAAAUGUGAGGAAGUCAUUCAAACAUUGAAUGACUUAUCCUACAAUUGUUUGAAAUGUCCAUGGACUAUUGAAGAUUUCAAAGCAAAAGUGAUUUAUGAAUUGCGAAACAUUAUGGAAAGAACAUUGGAUUGUGCGAUAUUUGAAAACAAAGAGGAAGUUAAAUGUCAUCAAUGUAUCAUCAAUCCAAUUGCUGAAAAAUCUUCGUUGACUGAAGAUAAUGCCAACUGCCGUAAAAAAAUAAGAGUAUGUAUGGCUUGCGAGAAAAACAGUUUUCUCAAUCCAGUAAUCUGUUAUUGCGGUGAAAGACUCUCAUCCAAGAUAGGUACUAAAUGGGGAGCAUUAUUGGUUGCUGGUGAUGAUGAAAGUCAGGAGAAAGCAGAUACCAUGAAAAAUGAAAUACUUGAAUUGGAGAGGAUAGUUACCUCACUGGCACCACGCAUUAUUGGUAUAAGUAAGUGUAAAGUCAAGACAGUCGUACCGGAUGAUUCAGAAUCGAAAACCAAAAAGGGUGAAUCGCAAACAUGGUUGAAAAUAAAAGGGCAUAUCAAGAAUUUCAGUGAAGAUAAAGAGAUUGAUACAUUAUUGAUAUACUUCUCGUGUCAUGGUGGUAGCUCUACCGAUGGAAAUAUGUUUGAACUUGGGAAAAAAUCAGAAUAUAUAUCAUUGGAUGAAUUUCAAAAGGAGCUAGACAAAUUGCACAAAAUUGACCGGCUAAUUCUUUUCCUUGAUCGCUGUUUUCCUCCAAAGGUUACACUUGAAAAAAGGAAAUUUGUUCAGAUAAACGCAUGCAGCGAGGAUAAAAAGGCGGUUCUAAACGAAGAAGGCAGCUUAUUUACAAAGUAUGUUAUUCAAGGAUUGAAAGGUAGAUCAGAAGAGAGAGAAUGUUCUAAGGACUGCAAGCAUUGUGAUUGCUUUUGGAACUCGAGAACAGAAUAUGUCUCUAUUUGUAGCUUAUAUGAUUAUGUCAACAAACAUUUAGAACUGAAGGCACCUCAGCCAGACUGGAAAUUGGAAAGCUUUGGGGAAAACAUUGCUUUCUUUACAGACGAAGUAGUAAAGAUAGAAUUUUCUUCAAAAGAUGCUGGUAUAACUAUCCCUCUAUCUCUUGGGUGUCUGAAAAACAUGGACAUGGUCAAACAAGAGAUUCUUUUGGCUUUUAAAGUUGAUACGAAUACGCACAAAGUCAAAAUACGAAGAGACACAUUCCGGAAUGAUCAACAAGUAGAUGAUGAAUGCACAACCUUGGAACAGGUCAUGGAGGCCUGGGUACAAAGGUUUCCACUUUCAGUUUCCUUUCAUAAGAAGGAAGGGACAUAGAGAAGCUCUUUCAAAGACAAUUGAAUGGGAAAAAACUAUUGAAAAAUUAUUGUUAAUUGAAGUCUAUGAAUGACUCGUGAAACAGGAUAUAAUGUUCGCCUUUAAUUUUUCAAUUUCAUUGUUACCUUUAUGUUCUUGAUAUUAACAUAUAGACGUUAUUAUAUACCCUUAUUUAGCACUAAUGUUCUACAUGUACAUAAUCCAACCUUAUAAUAUAUAAACCACUUCAUUCUAGAUAUAAGGGGACUGCCAUUACCCAUAUGAUGAUCAAAAGCAUAAAAUAACCCUUAUGUUUUAGGUAACAAAUAAUCUUACUAUAUGAAAACAUAUUGGUUCUUUCAGUAACACAAAGAUAAAUGUCAUUUUGAGCAAGUUUUUCAAUGAACAAUUCACUCAUACUUAAGCAAUUUGGAUAUUAAAAUACAAGUUACAUCAAUAUGGCAUAAAGAUCUAAGCAAUUCGUUUUGUAAGUAAAGGAAAUUUUAUAAUUUGUAAUAUUAAAUUGUUGUUUUUUUCUUCUUUUUAAAAUAGUUUGAUGGUUUCUCACUUUAAAUUACUUUUCCUGUCUCUUUUACAAAUUAUUUGAACGGGAAUAUCUUUUAACAUUUACAGUCUGAUGCCACAUUAUCUAUGUAUACUUUUCUUGUAACAUUUUUGUGUGGCAUCACUAUGAUUAUUUACUAAGUGAUUGUUUGUUUGAAUACUUUAAAUAUUUUUUAAAUUAUUUAUUGCAUCCUUUUAACGUGAGAUUUGUUAUUCUUACCUAAGUGAAUUUCUACAAAUAAACAUCAGAGACUUGAGUGUUAUCUUUACAUUUUGUUAUAAACUUGUGGCGGCUGUAAAAAGUCUCCCCGUACAUUUAAUCAAUGAUGUUAUAUUUUCGAUCCUUAAAGAUCGUUCAGCACGACAUUAUUGUUGUGCUUGUGGUAUUUUUAGUUUCAACUUUUCGGCAUUUUCUAGAUGGGUGGUUCCAAUAUUCCUACUUGAAUAAUGUUGAAUCACCUUUAGGAUAUGUUGCCUGCUUUUUAAAUUUGUCUUUUGACGUCUUAUCUGUGAUACGCAGGCUUCAUAACCUCUGAUCUCCUUUCAAAAUUCCAUUUUAUUUAGUUCCGACCAUUGUUUUCUCGUUUAGGGCACACGCUUUUUAUUACUUGGGGACGAUACGCCGCUUUUCAUGGAAUGGCACGGAAGUGUCACAUUGAAGGUUCCAUGAUAACCGCCGUAUGAACACAUCUGUGGAUGUUUCUAAAUUCAAAAUUUUACUAUUUCACGUUUAAAUGUUGAAUUCUGCUUAAGCCGGUGCUAGGGGGCGUGGACGGUAACUUGCACUUUCCAGUACCGUCCAUGAACAGGCUCAAUCAAACCGAGCCUGCAACAUUUUCAAUUUUGCCGUGUUGGGCUUUCUUUAGGGAUUCUGUAUUUAUCUAUUUAAUGAUCACAUCCGUGUUAUUUGUGCCGUGUGGCGGCUGUAAAAAGUCUCCCCCUACAUUUAAUCAAUGAUGUUAUAGUUUCGAUCCUUAAAGAUCGUUCAGCGCGACAUUAUUGUUGUGCUUGUGGUAUUUUUAGUUUCAACUUUUCGGCAUUUUCUAGUUGGGUGGUUCCAAUAUUCCUACUUGAAUAAUGUUGAAUCACCCUUAGGAUAUGUUGCCUGCUUUUUAAAUUUGUCUUUUGACGUCUUAUCUGUGAUACGCAGGCUUCAUAACCUCUGAUCUCCUUUCAAAAUUCCAUUUUAUUUAGUUCCGACCAUUGUUUUCUCGUUUAGGGCACACGCUUUUUAUUACUUGGGGACGAUACGCCGCUUUUCAUGGAAUGGCACGGAAGUGUCACAUUGAAGGUUCCAUGAUAACCGCCGUAUGAACACAUCUGUGGAUGUUUCUAAAUUCAAAAUUUUACUAUUUCACGUUUAAAUGUUGAAUUCUGCUUAAGCCGGUGCUAGGGGGCGUGGAAGGUAACUUGCACUUUCCUCCAGUACCGUCCAUGAACAGGCUCAAUCAAACCGAGCCUGCAACAUUUUCAAUUUUGCCGUGUUGGGCUUUCUUUAGGGAUUCUGUAUUUAUCUAUUUAUGUAUAAUUGACAUUGUGAGACAUUUGUAACAAAGUUUUGAUAUUUAUGGAGCCUUUUUAUAUGCCCGAAAAC
Messenger RNA from Ruditapes philippinarum (Manila clam), 4779 nucleotides. RefSeq lists its product as uncharacterized. Bases 489 to 2642 code for a protein of 717 amino acids. Gene Ontology annotation, biological process: protein phosphorylation; proteolysis. The transcript has 13 exons. The record is from RefSeq and is a predicted model, not a curated record. Gene Ontology annotation, molecular function: ATP binding; cysteine-type endopeptidase activity; protein kinase activity. Gene Ontology annotation, cellular component: plasma membrane. Lineage: Eukaryota; Metazoa; Mollusca; Bivalvia; Venerida; Veneridae.